This is a messenger RNA of Opisthorchis viverrini, 1551 nucleotides long. RefSeq lists its product as hypothetical. NCBI's taxonomy places the organism in Eukaryota, Metazoa, Platyhelminthes, Trematoda, Opisthorchiida, Opisthorchiidae. The coding region runs from base 1 to 1551 and encodes 516 amino acids. The record is from RefSeq and is a predicted model, not a curated record. The transcript is spliced from 6 exons.
AUGAUGGAAGCGAGGCUUAGUGAAAUCGACCCGAACAAACUCUCUGGCGUGGAACUCCAAUUUGAGAUUUCGAAGUAUACCAGAUUAAAACAGACGCUGGCAUCCAGACUACCUGAUGGGGGAGCUCGACUAGACAAGUACUUAACCAGAUUGCAUGAUGCUUUGAACGAAAAAACACAGACGACUAACUUACACUUCUGUUCCAAAACGGCGCCUCGAAGCGACCCUUUUUCGUCCAAAUCGACACUGAAAAAGUGCGAUCCGGUCGUUGACUCCACAGAAUCACCAGACGUCUUAGACGCAGAUUCGACUGAGCUACAUGAGUCUCAGAUUUCAGACGUUGAUGCGUUAUCAAAGCGAAUGAGUUCCUUGGAUAUUCAAUCCGGACGGGAUUCACAUCCAUGGCCACAACUCUGUUCACCGACGGAGGCGUUGCGUGAUCUGUGGCACUUUGUGGUUUCUUCCAAUCGCACAACCAAACGGCCCCCUUCCCAGCUCCCUGUCCCUUGUCUCAUCAGCUGUUCGCAGACAACUCCAGAUCAGUUGGUUUACUUAAGUCGUCUGCUCCGGACAACGCGACACUCUAGUUUGGCACGAUCUUCAAUGCCUCGUGACUGCCGCUUCUUGGACUUGAGUGCACUUUUUCAACGGGACACUUCAGGUUGCGCAUUUGAAGAGGCUGAACUGGAUUUCAAGACCAAACUGGUUGAUGAGUGUCGCUCUGUAUCCCAACAGCUUUUCAUCUCAUCAGAACAGGGCGCACCAAAGCUGAAACCGCGAAACUAUUCGACAAUACAGGAAUUCUUACGGGUCGGAAAGGUUCACAGUUUGCCAUGGAUGGAGGCUCCCCUGGAGUUGCACAUUUUGCGUCAACUAAAAACUUCCUGUUCCUUGAUAAAUGAGAAAACGGAAAUGGAACUCUGUCGUCCCACUCUUGAAGCCGUCCCGGAUUCCAUACUGCGCCGACUGGCCUCUGUGGGCUUGGGUCGCACUCGGCUCACUCGACUCGCUGGCCUCUAUGGUUGGCAAGGAUUCAGUGGUCUACUGAGUUUCGAACUAGCCAGCAACACAGAGUCACGUGAUGAGACGGUCCAACCGUUUGUGACCAAUAGUCUAGAUGUUCUCCAAAUCCUUUAUCGAUUCUUCAGGCAUGUGUAUGAUCGUCAUCUUCGCUUACAUAUGGGUGAAGACAAAAUUCACUUCAAGCGGAACACAGUGGGAUCCGAACCGUUUGACUACUCUGCUAUGACGUCAGAAACCAAGACAUACGGACAAGGCAAGUUGUUGGCUUGGACAGCUGGUGGUAACACGAUGUUGGAUCCUGCUGGGGACCGGCACUCACAGUGUUUGGACAUGGACCGGUCAAUCGAGUUGAUGCGAAAGGUUCAAAGACAAUUUCAGGUCUCCGACCUCAAUCUGUUGCUGUUGGCCAACCGUGUUGUCCCUGAACUCGUGCCAGCCAUUGCCGUCAACCCCACUCUUUGCUCUCUUCUCUUUGAGAAGAACUGUGACACAAGCAAAAAACGACCAGAAAUCCCAUUUAUCGUUUAA